Messenger RNA from Peniophora sp. CBMAI 1063, 816 nucleotides. NCBI's taxonomy places the organism in Eukaryota, Fungi, Basidiomycota, Agaricomycetes, Russulales, Peniophoraceae. The record is from the annotation of a GenBank genome assembly.
AUGUCGGACACCAAGUUGGAUCUCCCGCAGCCGGCGUCGUCGACGACCAGCAAGCGCGGACUCGGCGAGUAUUUGAUGGAGGAGGUCGAUGGAAUGCAGGCGACAUGGCAGCUCACUGCUUACUGCUUCAUGACCGGCUGGAUCGACGCCAUCUCGUUCUCGGCCGUGUUCGUAUGGUGCGCCUUCCAGACAGGAAACACCCUGCAGCUUGCCCUCGCCCUCGCGCGCCUCUUUGGCCCGGACCACGAUACCUCCUUCCAUACCCCGGAUAAGCAGGCCCUGACCUCGCUCCUGACCUUCCUCUUCGGCGCAUUCCUCGGCCGCAUCGGCGACCGCAUCGGCGCUCGGACCCGAUUGUGGCUCAUCGGUGGUACCAUGAUCCAGGCGCUCUUCACCAUGGCCGCUGCCGUCGCGAUCUGGCAGAGCGGGCAGCAGAGCGUCGCGGCGGAUCGCGGGAGCCCGUCUUGGACGAACGCGUUGUCGUAUGUGACGAUUGCGUUUAUGAGCGCUAGUAUGGGUCUGCAGGGUAUUAUGGGCAAGCGCGUGAACUCGCAGUUUGCUACGACCAUCGUGCUUACAACCGUAUGGUGCGAGCUUAUGGCCGACCCCAAGCUCUUCCACCUCAAGAACAUCGUCAUCACCCGCGACCACAAAGUCAUGGGCAUCUUCGCGCUCUUCCUCGGCGGCUUCGUCUCGCGCGCCAUUCUCCAGAGUAUCGGCUCCGACUCGUCCCUCGGCAUCGCAUGUGGUGUCCGCGUUCUGAUGGCGCUCUCUUGGCUGUUCGUCCCGGCCAAGAAGGUUGCCGGCAAGUCGUAG